AUGCGGCUGUGCCACACGCCCGCCAAGGGCGCCAGCGACCUCGGGAAGGAGCUGGCCGAGCUCAGGGAGGCGGUGGCAAUCCUCCUGGGCGACGCGGAGGUCGGAGACAGGGUCGUGGCGCUCAUCCCGGCGCUCGCGGCGAGGCUGGCAGGCCGCGUCCCUGAGCACGCCGACCAGCCGAGGCGCAACGUCGCGCCGCAUGCCGAGAUCCCUGCCAGGGCGCCGGUGUCUCGGGCCUCGCCGCGGCAGCUCCGGCAGUGGCAGCGCUUGGCCAGGCUGGAGGCCCGCCGCUUCGGUGCUGGCGAGGGGCAGGGCGAGGCCAGCACGGCCGCCGCGGGAGCCGAGGCCGAGGAGGUCAAUGACGACGCCGACGGCGGCCUCGGCCAGAUCCUCGAAGGGGAGUGCAGCGCCCAGGACUCCCAUCACUUCAUCGGCCAGGCCGAGCCGCGGGUGGCCCAGCGGGGCUCUCUCGCCGAGGAGUUGCGGUUGGCCGCGGCCUGCGAGGGGCCGCAGGGCGGCGCCUCCCAGCAGGGGCGGCUCAACCCCUCGUUGGCGCAGCGCGCGGACCUGCACCGCCUGGGGAGGAUCUUCCAGGCUUGGUGGGAGUGGUGGCCGUACCUCCGCGACGACGGCUACCAGGUGGCCAGCCCCCUCGGCGUGGACGGCCAUGCUACCGCCAGCCUGGCGGAGCAGGGCUUGGGCAUGGCCGCUCAGCCUCGUGCGGAAGCCGAUGCGAGCUCGCCCCACUUGGGCGCUCGUCAUGUGCUUCGUGGAGUGGGCAGCCUGAAAGAUGGCGGUAAGACCCCAUCUACGGCGGCUUCAGGCUCCGUCUUUGUCGUCAGCGCGGAGGACGCUGGGGCGCAGCAGGCGCAGUAUGGGGAGGCGACCGUGCAGGGCAGCCCCAGGCAUGUCGUCUUGACGAAGAUCGUGCGUGCGGAGGCCCUCUCAGGAGCUCGGGCGGACGGUUUCCUGGAUGCCCUCAGGAUGGUGCUGGACGGCGGCGGAGGGGGCCCCAUAGACUUGGCGGCAACCAGCUGGCUGCCAGCUGCUUGGUGCACCGUCGCCGCGGAGAGGCAG
Prorocentrum cordatum is the source of this 1077-nucleotide messenger RNA. The record is from the annotation of a GenBank genome assembly. Lineage: Eukaryota; Dinophyceae; Prorocentrales; Prorocentraceae.